AUGGGUAAGGGACAGCCCCGUGGUUUGAACGCCGCCCGCAAGCUCGCGACCACCCGUCGCGAGAACCGUUGGGCCGACUUGCACUACAAGAAGCGCCUUCUCGGUACCGCCUACAAGUCCUCCCCCUUCGGUGGUGCUUCCCACGCCAAGGGUAUCGUCCUCGAGAAGGUCGGUGUUGAGGCCAAGCAGCCCAACUCCGCUAUCCGCAAGUGUGUCAAGGUCCAGCUCAUCAAGAACGGCAAGAAGGUCACUGCUUUCGUCCCCAACGACGGUUGCUUGAACUUCAUCGAUGAGAACGACGAGGUCCUCCUCGCCGGUUUCGGUCGUAAGGGUAAGGCCAAGGGUGAUAUUCCCGGUGUCCGUUUCAAGGUCGUCAAGGUCUCCGGUGUCGGUCUCAUGGCCCUCUGGAAGGAGAAGAAGGAGAAGCCCCGCUCUUAA
This is a messenger RNA of Aspergillus uvarum CBS 121591, 438 nucleotides long. It is a transcript of the gene rps23, whose product is annotated as 40S ribosomal protein uS12. Lineage: Eukaryota; Fungi; Ascomycota; Eurotiomycetes; Eurotiales; Aspergillaceae. Gene Ontology annotation, biological process: translation. Gene Ontology annotation, molecular function: structural constituent of ribosome. The coding region runs from base 1 to 438 and encodes 145 amino acids. Gene Ontology annotation, cellular component: ribosome; cytosolic small ribosomal subunit. The record is from RefSeq and is a predicted model, not a curated record. The transcript is spliced from 2 exons.